Molecule: messenger RNA, 2663 nt
Organism: Lottia gigantea (owl limpet)
Lineage: Eukaryota; Metazoa; Mollusca; Gastropoda; Lottiidae
Exons: 15
Coding region: 596-2068 (490 amino acids)
Biological process (GO): regulation of transcription by RNA polymerase II
Cellular component (GO): histone deacetylase complex
Molecular function (GO): transcription corepressor activity; protein binding
Source: RefSeq, a predicted model, not a curated record
CCGCCGGUUCACAACAAUCUAGGUCCAUUAUAAUAAACACGUUAUUUUAUUAUCGGUGCAUUUUAUGAAAGUUUAAAUUAUAAAGUCUAAUUCUCUAUCACGAUAUGUACCAAUAGACACUCGAAUAACUCAGACUUUUAUCCUAGAUUUAUUUAUUAACGCGCCACAUGUUGUGAUGAAGCUGACUCUUCCGCCAUUGUGGGAAAACUGACUUUGGUUAGAUAUCACGUUUGUCAUAGAGGAACUGUUCUUUAAUGGACUUAUUGUCGGUGUAUUUUGGAUCUAAGCUUUGAGUUCAUUCCUGCAAUAUUGUUGGGUGACAGAGGAUAUAUUAAUUGGAAUAUAUUGGAAGUAUUUAUCGUGGAUAACUGACGUGAAGUGAAAUAAUUUUAACAAAAUAAAAUUGAAGUUGUUUUUCCAAACCAAGUUUAGUACCAACAAACUUGAUUCUUCAACGAGUUCCAGUUGGAUUUUAAUUUUGUUUAUGAAAAUUUACAUUUAAUGUGAUGACUUGUGGAGUAAAUAAUUCUUGAAAGAAGUAAUUUUGUUGACAGUGUCAUUAUUUGAUAGACUUGAUGUUUAAGUUUUUACCACCAUGAGUUUUAGCAGCGAUGAGGUGAACUUUCUAGUAUAUCGCUAUUUACAAGAAUCAGGUUUUGUGCAUUCAGCGUAUACAUUUGGAAUAGAAAGUCACAUUAGUCAAACUAAUAUAAAUGGGGCUUUAGUGCCUCCUGCAGCUUUGUUAAAUAUUAUUCAAAAAGGAUUACAAUAUACAGAGGCAGAAAUCAGUAUCGCAGAGGAUGGAACUGUACGCCCUAUGGAAUCAUUAUCGUUGAUUGAUGCUGUGAUGCCUGAAGUUGUGGAAUCUAAAAAGCAGGCAGCAGCUAAAGCUAAUCCAAUCAAAACAGAAAAUGUCAACACAAAUGGUGAAGAUGCGACACAUGCUGUUAGCACUAACCACACAGAUUCCAUGGAAGUAGAUGGUACAGUAGAUAUACCUACAUCUAAAACUACAGUUUUACGAGGUCAUGAAUCAGAAGUUUUUAUAUGUGCAUGGAAUCCAGCCAAUGAUUUACUAGCCUCAGGGUCUGGUGAUUCUACAGCUAGAAUAUGGAAUAUGAAUGAUAAUAGUUCUAACGCUAAUCAACUAGUUUUAAGACAUUGUAUACAGAAAGGUGGAACAGAAGUACCUAGUAAUAAAGAUGUCACCUCAUUAGAUUGGAAUUGUGAUGGUACGUUAUUAGCUACAGGGUCUUAUGAUGGUUACGCUAGAAUGUGGAGUACAGAUGGUCGAUUAGUUAAUACAUUAGGACAACAUAAAGGUCCAAUAUUUGCCUUAAAAUGGAAUAAACGGGGAAAUUGUAUAUUAAGUGCUGGUGUAGAUAAAACAACCAUUAUAUGGGAUGCUAGUUCUGGUAGCUGUCAACAACAAUUUGCUUUUCACAAUGCCCCUGCGCUGGACGUAGAUUGGCAGUCAAAUAAUAGUUUUGCAUCCUGUUCAACAGAUAUGUGUAUUCACGUUUGUAGACUAGGCUGUGAUCGACCCACAAAAACAUUCCAAGGACACACGAAUGAGGUUAAUGCUAUCAAAUGGGAACCACAAGGAAACCUCUUAGCGUCCUGUUCUGACGACAUGACUUUAAAAAUAUGGAGUAUGAAACAAGAUACAUGUGUUCAUGAUUUACAAGCUCAUAAUAAAGAAAUAUAUACUAUAAAAUGGAGUCCGACGGGGCCAAGUACAAAUAAUCCUAAUGCUUCGUUAAUUUUAGCUAGCGCAUCUUUUGAUUCUACGGUACGAUUAUGGGAGGUAGAAAGAGGAACUUGUUUACAUACAUUGACUAAACAUCAAGAACCAGUGUACAGUGUAGCAUUUAGCCCUGAUGGUCGUUAUUUAGCUAGUGGAUCAUUUGAUAAAUGUGUACAUAUAUGGAAUGUUCAAAGUGGCAGUUUAGUUCAUAGUUAUCGAGGUACAGGGGGAAUAUUUGAGGUGUGUUGGAAUCAUAGAGGUGAUAAAGUUGGUGCCAGUGCUUCAGAUGGUUCGGUGUUUGUGCUGGAUUUACGGAAAUAGAGUAAAACAAUGAGUAGAAAUGGUUUCAAACUUGGUGCGAAAAUUAAAUAAAUCGUCAGUGCUGCUGAAAGGAAGAAACUUACUUAGUGACAUCAAUAUGUUACUAUAAUUAGAUUCUUCCUUCAAAAUAAACAUCCACAUUACGAUUGGUGCAGACAGACGCAUGAAAGGAAUUUAAAAAUUCAAAGAGGUGUGGAAACUCAAAGUGUGAAGAAUGUGAAAUGAUGUACAAGACCAUAAAGUGAAUGUUUAGUGCUGAUAAUAUGAAAGUGUUCUGAUGGCGGAAAUCAGGAAUAAACUUACGAACUGUCCGAACAAUAACCCAGCUUCCUGUAAGAGGCGGAGUCUGAAAAUAUAAAGAUACACCCACCUUUGCCAUUCCAUUCUGCAAGGAGGAUGUUAACAAAAGUUGCAGCUUUAAAAGCUAUCAACAAAAUCUGCUUAUAAAGCCUUAAAAAGUGAACUAACUUUAAAUUGUGGAUGUUAUGUGUGCUGUUGAUGAAUGGACUCAAGAUUAUUUUUGUUUGGUGACUUGUCAGUGACCGUGGUGUCAAUUCUCUAUCUACAGAUAUCAUAGAUAAAUAUUUAUGAUUUU